UUCAUCUUUAUAAUCCCAAAAUAGAAAAAUCCCAAAUCGAAAACCCUGAAGCCUAAAAAAAGAUUAAAAUUUUUCUUCUGUAACCCCUUCCCACUAUAUUUUCUUUAUAGCGAACGAGCUCACUGAGUGGAACUACUCUUAUUCAGUGAUCAACCUGAGAGAGAGAGACCACCGUAGUCUUGAGGAUGGACCUUGACGACUUUAGUGAACUGGAUGAUGAGAAUCAGACUAAAGUUCCCGCUCGGGUCCCCAAAUUCAGGCCGAAAUCCAGCCUCGACAAACCUUUGCCAAAACCUGAACCAAAACAACCGAAAAUCGAAGAAAAUUCAACAAAAUCAGCGAAUCUUUUGCCGAAGAUUGAAAAACCUUCGGCCUUGAAUGGCACUGUCAAAAUGGAGAUGAAACCAGUGGCGGCGGAGGUUGAGAUGAAACCGGCACCGGAUCUGGAGGCAAAACCGAAAAUUGAUGAGCCUGUGGAUUCAAGCAGGAAUCAAUUAGAAGAAGAAGAAGAUAUGAUUGUUCGGGAAAUCGAUGUGUAUUAUACUCCUUCAAUUGAUGCAGACACUCAGUUAUACGUUAUGCAAUAUCCAUUGAGACCGUGUUGGCGUCCGUAUGAAUUGGAUGAGAGAUGUGAAGAGGUUAGGGUUAAACAUUCGACUGCAGAGGUAGAAAUGGACUUGUCAAUUGAUGUUGAUUCGAGUAAUUGGGACAGUGACAGGGCUAGCAGGGCUAACAUAACGAAGCAGACUUUGUCUUCUUCUUGGAAGCCAUCUCUGGCAGCUGGCUAUGCUGUUGGUGUUCUCGUAGAUAAUAAGUUAGUCUUGAAUCCUAUUCAUGCAGUUGUGCAACUCCGACCAUCAAUUGAACAAUUUAAGUCUGGUGGCUCCAAAAGGAAGAACAAUGUCCCAGGCAAUGCAGAAGUUGCCAUCAAAUUAGAAGAUUCUAACGAAGCUAAACAUGUUGGUCUAUCAAAAAAACAGAAUAAGCGGAUUGAGGCUUCUGCUGAGGAAAAAAGAACACAUGAGGAUGAGUGUUGGGUUCCGCUGAAGUACCAUGGGUUGAAGAGUGAUUUCUCAGCUAGAUAUCUGCAGAGAAUGUUGGCACAAGAAAGUUCUAAUCUGCACUUCACAAUGAAUCCGUAUGAAUAUGUUAGCUCUUUAUGCCCUGGAGCAUGUGACAGUAACAUCAAAUCCAAAAGUCUUUCAAGAAGGUUUUUCCUUUCUAUGCCACUGGAGGAACGUGUUCGGAGAUUGCUUUUGGAG
Messenger RNA from Pistacia vera, 1262 nucleotides. Its product is annotated as DNA-directed RNA polymerase III subunit RPC5-like. The annotation marks the transcript as partial. Gene Ontology annotation, biological process: DNA-templated transcription. Gene Ontology annotation, cellular component: RNA polymerase III complex; nucleus. Lineage: Eukaryota; Viridiplantae; Streptophyta; Magnoliopsida; Sapindales; Anacardiaceae. The transcript is spliced from 9 exons. The record is from RefSeq and is a predicted model, not a curated record.